AUGAAUAUGUUGGAUGAUGAAGAUGACCAAAGCUUUCACGCUACGCGUGACGGCUACUCCCAUUUGAGCGAUGUCGAAUGGGAUGCGGUUGAACGAAUGGGUUCGACCAUGGGCAUCCAUGCUGUUAGCGUCAUGCUAGAGGCUCUCAAUAGAGAUGCCCAACAUGCUACUAUCGCCAAGUUCAUUCAAAAUGAACUUGACGCUGAACGUGAGAAAGUAGCCUUGCUUCACCAACAAGGUUCUCAACAAGCAGAGUUGUUGAGAGAACAAGGUGCUCAACAGUUUGAACUGUUGAGACAGCAGCAGGCUGCUGCUGGUGGGUCGAUGCACUCGCGUCGACCCGAGACUUUGAAGAUUGACAUCUCCAAGGCGCGUCGCAUCGACGACGGGGAUAUGCAAGUUGCAUUUGCCCAGUCAAAUCUGGCAGGACGUGCCAAGACUUGGGCACUGGGGCUCAAGUUGCACGACCCAUAUGCGUUUGGGUCGUUGGAAGUCUUCAAGUCGCGGCUCAGACAAACGUUUGAACCGCCUAGAGCUGAGUUCAGGGCUCGAACCGAACUCUUGAAGCUCAAACAGGGUAAGCGUGAUGUGCACGCUUACGCCCAACAUAUACGACAUCUUACGAGUUGUAUAAGUUCCAAUCCGGUGGAUGAACACACGUUGGUUUCGGUGUUCAUGCAGGGUCUUGCGGAUGGUCCCGUCAAGACUCACCUGUUCCGGCUUGAACUAGAUUCACUAGAACAAGCCAUUUCCAUUGCGGAGCAGGAAGACUUCAGUCUGAGACAGGCUCGCGCCAGCUCGACAUCAUAUCGUCAACCGAGACGAUAUGACAGCGGAGGUCCAGAGCUGAUGGAACUCUGUUAUGUAGAGAGCGAGAAGGCUCGCUCUACAGGCUACAAGAAGUUGCAGAGAUGCAACAGAUGUCAAAAGACAGGACACUACGCUUACGAGUGUAGUGCCCCUCGUCCAGUGUCUCGCGACACUGGGCGUAGUGACCGUCCACCCAUGAGAAAGGGGCAGGGACGAGGGUCCGCAGUUGGUGCAAAGACGCAACAACGGGAUGGACCGUCAAAAAACGGACAGGAUCAGUAG
Molecule: messenger RNA, 1092 nt
Organism: Peronospora matthiolae
Lineage: Eukaryota; Oomycota; Peronosporomycetes; Peronosporales; Peronosporaceae
Source: the annotation of a GenBank genome assembly